AUGAUCAUGGCGACCUCGCGAAGGCGGACAGGGCGGACAUGGCCGAUGAGUUGGACGAGGACAGAGCUGCAGGCUACAGGGGCAGACCCCUUCUUAGUUGAUCACUUCGGGGAGUCGCUGACCAGGUCCCUGGCCCAUACGCGAGUCAUGUGCGAUAGCUUUUGGAUCAUGCACCUGAUGAUGUUGAGGCUUGAAAGUUCUAAACGCCUGACGGUAUUGUCGCGUCACAGCAACACGAAGUCGCGGGGGAAGGCGCCCGAAGUGGUGUACACCGUCCGACUGAAGGGCAAGAGCAUGCGUGGAAUGGCCGCACAGCCCGACGACAAUCACGACGUGGAUCAGCGCGUGACACCGUGGCUCAAAGGUGGCGAGGAGAGCACCCUUCUGGAGGUCAUCCUUGUCCACAAGAAGAUUGCGCUGGUCGGUCAAGAGAACCGUAGCGUGGGCAAGCAGAUCAUCAAGGAGAUGCAGACCAUCGGCUCCAUAUGUCGCACCCUCCGCCUGGGCGACCCAGACCUGCACCCGUCCAUGUGGUGCAUCUCGCUGCGGCAGCUGCAGGACUUCGCCCGGGAGGUGGAGGCGGAGCUGGGCACGGAGGUCUACAGAGCCGCUUCGCUGGCCGAAAUUGUGAAGAAGGCCAUCAUCCACAAGACUUCCGCGGCUCGCACGUCGUACGCCCGCAUGGUCAACUGGCAGAGCCUCAGACAGAUAGACGUGUUCGUGUCGCACUGCUGGGGGGAGAACUUCAGCGUUUUCGUAGACUCGGUCGUGGCAGCCCUGGAGACGCGCAUCCACGCCCACGACGUGAACUUGUGGAUAUGCUGCUUCGCGCUGUUUCAGAACCCCCACUACGAGGUGGUGAAGAAGCAGGUGGGGACCGACCUCAUGGACGCCCCCUUCGAGAAGGCUCUCCGCUUCGCCCGCGAGUUCCUCGUGGUUCGGAAUGCGGAGUGCGACAUGUACACCCGCGCGUGGUGCGUGUUCGAGAUCUUCCGGGCGCGCCAGCUGGGUCUGAAGAUCACGGUGACAGGCCCAGACAAGUUCACCAACGAGAAUGUGGACAUUUUGAGUUGCAGGGCCACCGACGCGGACGACGAGGACUUGAUCAAGGGCGCCAUAGUGGAUGCGAACGAGGUGGACGAGCUGAACCAGGUCGUCUCGGAGAUCAAGGCCAUGGGUGGGCUGGAGCCCGCCAGCAGCAACUCCCCCGUGUUCAGGAUAUGA
Molecule: messenger RNA, 1224 nt
Organism: Prorocentrum cordatum
Lineage: Eukaryota; Dinophyceae; Prorocentrales; Prorocentraceae
Source: the annotation of a GenBank genome assembly